AUGUUGAGUAGGGUGUCUGAAGAUUUACUGAGGACCAAGUGAAAAAGCAUCUUCCAUUGACUUUGGCAUUACUUCAUGAGAUAAUUUGUGAGGAACCAUUAAUUAAUAUUGGAGGGUCUUCUCAAGCUGCCAGAAAAUAGGGAAUGUGCUGAUUGUCGAUGCAAGUACGCUUCAGAACUGAUUUGUGAUGCAUUUUGUGAUGUCACCAUUAUUCUUUUAAAAUAUCUUUUUCUGGAAAAAAGCUAUUAUCAUAUCUGCUACCUGGUGGUCUUGGGUCAUGCCUUAAUCAUUUCGAGAUGAUACUUCACCUUCUGGUGCACUUAAUCGCGGGCUGCACUAGUCAGUCCCACAUAGUGAUGGCUUCUUGUGAAUUACUCUGGUUUCUUUUUCUCUGUUAUUUCUUGAUAAUAUAGAAUUUUGCAAUAUCAAAAAGUCUAUUAAUAUAUGAAUUUUAAACUAGUUUCAGCCACAUGAAAUUUUUGGCCUUCAACAAACAGUAUUUAUAGCCAACUUUUUCAUGCCAAGUACCAACUAAGCUAGAGGCUGGUGGUGAGGAGGCCUACAACCACCUUCUUGGAUAGUCAUUAGACUUUCUCAAUUGACUCUGAUCUGAUCAAGUAUUAAUAUGAUUAGGGAAUCAUAUUUCCUAUCUGUAAAACCAAUCUAAUGGGUUCUUGGAUCUGAUUAGGCAAAUUCCUACCGUAAAAAUCACAGUUUUGCAAAAUUUUAAAACUUAAAACACUUUUUUUUCUUUUUUUUUAAUUGACUAGAGAUUCUUACAAAUUUAGAAAUGGUUAACCUCUCAUUGCUUUGAAGGCAAUAGGUUGAUGGUUCUGUUAAGUGGUUGUAGAUACUUUAGAGGUAAGUCCCAUAUUUGUUUGUGGGUUUGCUCAGGUUUUUUUUCUUCUGAUGUUUGUAUUCAAAGAAGUUGUAUUGAGCUAAGGGGUAUUCCCCAUUUCUGUACAUAUUGCUGUUUUCAAUCAAUGAUUUAUUUAACCUACCAAAAGUAGAUAAAGUUGUGAUAUUCAGGUCAACAACUAUUAAUUUAAUGCAAUUUUUUAGUGUUAUGACGUACUUAUUUCAGGGCUCCACGUUGGGCAAGCGUGAACCUGGGGGUAUUUAUAUGCAUGCAAUGCUCAGGAAUACAUCGGAGUCUUGGAGUUCAUAUCUCAAAGGUACGGUCUACAACUUUGGAUACAUGGCUACCGGAGCAGGUUGCUUUUAUGCAGUCUAUGGGCAAUGAGAAAGCUAACAGUUAUUGGGAAGCAGAAGCAUCACCAGAUCUUGACAGAAGCGGGACUGAAAACUUUAUCCGUGCCAAAUAUCAAGAGAAAAAAUGGGUUUCGAAGAAAGCAACACAACCAAUUCCAAUAUUAGGGGAAAACAGCUCUAGAUUUGACAAAUUAGAUCACAGCGAAGCCAAAGCUGGCAUUCCAAAGAAAAUAAGAAAAUUUUCUCUGGAGGAAGAGAUUCUUACUAAACAUAUGUCACAAGUAGCUCCUAUUACAAGAACUCAUGGGGGUUCUUUAGAUAUGACAAACAGGCUUAUGACUUCAGCUCCACCAAGGGGGAUGAUUCCUGAACACAAUACCUCCAUACAGAAUGGUAACGGAACUACAGAUCUCUUCAGCUUGCUCUAUGUCCAAGACUCAAAGCCUGAUCCUUUUAUUGUUCCUUCCCGUUGGGCCACAUUUGAAUGAGGAAAUCCACAGAGAUUGAGCCUUAACAGAGUUAAUAUCCAUUGGAGUCGAAGUUGCAGUUCAUAGGUGGAAAUUGAGAAGGUGAUUUAUUAAGGUAGCUAGGUACUCGGAUAACCAGUUGAGGAACCGCAUUAGUAAUUUCAGCAAGCACUCACUGGAUGUCGGUAUCAUAUUCAUAUGGAAGGCCACGUUUAAAACCAUAGAAAAGACAAAUCAAAUUCAUCUUCUGCUCUUUCAGUUUUUUGAAAUUGACAUUUUUGAUAGGUUAGUUCUUAACUAGGUUGAGAAAUAUAAGGCUGCGUUGAAAUGUUUCUUUUGUUUUUCACUCAUUUAUGUUAUGAAAACUGUAAAGUAAAUUGGUUUUGUUUUUUUAAUCUUGAUUUGCAUUGAUUUUUUCGGCUAUGUUUAUCUCGGGUUGUAAGUAUAGAAAUAUUUUGACAAUGAAUUCUUUGCUUACUGAUGCAUUUUCAUGAUUCGAAGGGACAAGUUGUAACAGAAGAUGAAGGAUAAAAAAAAAGUCACAUCUGGUUUUUUUUAGUCA
Molecule: messenger RNA, 2241 nt
Organism: Camellia sinensis
Lineage: Eukaryota; Viridiplantae; Streptophyta; Magnoliopsida; Ericales; Theaceae
Source: RefSeq, a predicted model, not a curated record